This is a messenger RNA of Prunus persica (peach), 2016 nucleotides long. RefSeq names its product DEAD-box ATP-dependent RNA helicase 57. Bases 102 to 1841 code for a protein of 579 amino acids. The record is from RefSeq and is a predicted model, not a curated record. Gene Ontology annotation, biological process: maturation of SSU-rRNA. Lineage: Eukaryota; Viridiplantae; Streptophyta; Magnoliopsida; Rosales; Rosaceae. The transcript is spliced from 12 exons. Gene Ontology annotation, molecular function: nucleic acid binding; ATP binding; RNA helicase activity.
UUAACGACUUCUCAUAAACCCGCAAAUUCUAACAGAGCCUUUGCUUCACUGUCGCCAACUCGCCGCCUGCUACCUACAACGAAUCAAAGAGGCUAAAUCUCAUGGAAGAAGGCACUUCGUUUUUGUUCGCCGGCGUCAGCUUCAACCGGAAGAAGUUCGCCGUCGAUUUCUCCAGAUUCCAGAAGAAGAAAGAGAGUGAGAAAACGAUAGAAGAUUUGAGCUUCCUUGAAAUUGCAAAACCUGAAGCAGAGCAGGAGGAGGAGGAAGAGGAGGAGCCAGUGGUGCCUGUUAAGAAGAGGAAGCGGAAGGCGGAAGUAUCCGAGCCUGUGGAGGGAAUCAGUGUGUUUAAGACCUCAAAAUCAGCUAAGGCAGCGAAGAAAGAGAUAGAGAAACCUCUCAUUGAACGCUCGGAGCAGAAAAAGAAGUUAAAUAAGCAACUUGAGCGUGAUUCAUUAUUGAGAAAGGAUCAUAACAUUCAUGUGUCCGGGAAUAACAUUCCUUCGCCGCUUGAGAAUUUUUCGGAACUAAGCUCAAGAUAUGGAUGUGAAUCAUAUUUACUUCGCAAUUUGGCUGAACUUGGAUUUAAAGAACCAACACCAAUCCAAAGGCAGGCUAUUCCAGUCCUCUUAUCUGGCCGGGAAUGCUUUGCUUGUGCUCCAACAGGAUCUGGAAAAACCCUUGCUUUUGUUUGCCCCAUGCUUAUGAAACUUAAGCAUGCAUCUAAGGAUGGCAUCCGAGCUGUUAUUCUUUGUCCUACACGUGAAUUAGCUGAUCAGACAACCAGAGAGUGCAAAAAGAUGGCAAAAGGAAAUAAAUUCUACAUCAAGUUAAUGACUAAAGAGUUUGCAAGAAAUUCUGAUUUUUCAAAAAGACCUUGUGAUAUACUCAUUUCUACUCCACUUCGUUUACGGUUGGCUAUCCGGAAAAAAAAGGUUGAUUUAAGCAGGGUUGAGUAUCUGGUGUUGGAUGAGUCUGAUAAGUUAUUUGAGCUUGGCUUGUUAAAGCAGAUUGAUUCUGUGGUCAAAGCAUGUUCAAACCCUUCAAUAAUACGAUCCUUGUUUAGUGCUACCUUACCUGAUUUCGUUGAAGAGCUUGCACGCACUAUAAUGCAUGAUGCUGUUCGAGUUAUCAUUGGCAGGAAAAAUACUGCUUCCGAGACUAUCAAGCAAAAACUGGUUUUUGCUGGAAGUGAAGAAGGGAAACUUUUAGCACUUCGUCAAAGCUUUGCAGAGAGUCUGAAUCCACCAGUGUUGAUAUUUGUACAAAGCAAGGAGCGAGCUAAGGAACUCUAUGGAGAACUGUUGUUUGAGAACAUAAGAGUUAGUGCCAUACAUUCUGAUUUGUCGCAAACACAGCGAGAAAAUGCUGUUGAUGACUUCAGAGCUGGAAAAACAUGGGUUUUAAUUGCCACUGAUGUUAUUGCUCGUGGUAUGGAUUUCAAAGGUGUCAACUGUGUGAUUAAUUAUGACUUUCCAGAUUCUGCUGCUGCUUACAUUCACAGGAUUGGUCGAUGUGGAAGAGCAGGGAGGAGUGGAGAAGCUAUUACUUUCUACACAGAGGCAGAUAUUCCAUAUUUACGGAAUAUAGCUAAUGUGAUGUCCGCAUCAGGUUGUGAGGUUCCGUCUUGGGCCAUGGCCUUGCGCAAACAGAAGUGGAAAAAGCACCGUCCCGGAAGAGAAUCAAUAUCAACUCAACCGAAAGAUGAGCAAGAAUCUACCAACAAAAAAAAGAAGAAAGAUGAGCAAGAAUCUAUCAACAAAAAAAAGAGAAGAAAGAUGAGCAAGAAUAGAGCAAUUGUCGGAGGUAGGGAGUUAUCUCUAGUCGACAGUUCCAAAACAUAGAUUUCUUGUAAACCAGAUUUUGCAUUUUUUGACUUCGAGGCAACCUUUUGUUAUAGAUGAAUUUCAUUGGCAAAACGGAUGAUGAUAUUUGUUAUUGGCUAUUGGAGAGUUGGGGAUACUGUACGGAUGAUAAUGUAUAACGAUUAUUAUUUACAAAUUGAAGUUGCAAACAAAA